Messenger RNA from Marmota flaviventris (yellow-bellied marmot), 441 nucleotides. The record is from RefSeq and is a predicted model, not a curated record. NCBI's taxonomy places the organism in Eukaryota, Metazoa, Chordata, Mammalia, Rodentia, Sciuridae.
GUCACACUUACCAGGUGCAUUUUAUCUGGUCUUUGAAUAUAUGGACCAUGAUCUAAUGGGACUGCUGGAAUCAGGCUUGGUUCAUUUUAAUGAAAAUCACAUAAAGUCAUUUAUGAGACAGCUCAUGGAAGGUCUGGAUUAUUGUCAUAAGAAGAACUUUUUGCAUAGAGACAUUAAAUGUUCAAAUAUCCUUCUAAAUAAUAGAGGGCAGAUAAAGCUUGCUGAUUUUGGACUUGCUCGUUUGUAUAGCUCAGAAGAAAGUCGGCCAUAUACCAACAAAGUUAUCACCUUAUGGUACCGUCCACCUGAACUGCUGUUGGGAGAGGAACGAUACACACCAGCUAUUGAUGUAUGGAGCUGCGGAUGUAUCCUUGGUGAACUCUUCACUAAAAAACCUAUAUUUCAAGCAAAUCAGGAACUUGCGCAGCUAGAAUUAAUAAG